Apiotrichum porosum is the source of this 450-nucleotide messenger RNA. RefSeq lists its product as uncharacterized. The record is from RefSeq and is a predicted model, not a curated record. Lineage: Eukaryota; Fungi; Basidiomycota; Tremellomycetes; Trichosporonales; Trichosporonaceae. The transcript is spliced from 3 exons. Bases 1 to 450 code for a protein of 149 amino acids.
AUGGCCACGACAGAGGGCGACACUGACGCGCAGGCCGCCACUGCUGCACCCCAGACCGCGGGUAUCCCUGUGCCCGCAUCGUUGUGGACGCCUCCCACUGAACUGCAAGGCCGACUCGUGCUCCCGGACUUAUACACCGCACCCGGGGCUGCAGCCGAUACGCUCGGCAAGGACUCGGAUCCAACCCGAAUGGGCAUCUUCAUCUGCCUCCUAGAUGGCAAGUGUCGUCCAGCUGCCCCCGCCAGCACAGUCCAGCUGACGACGCCAGACCGACCACACCUGCACCCCUCGUUGCACGCUUUGCACGCGCACAGACUCCGCGCGCACGAACUCGCCUCGCCCCCGGACCCCGUGCAUGACCUGCCCCCGGGCCAGGGCACCGAGUGGACCGGGUGGAAGCUGACCGACCAGGAAGAGGCGCGCCGCGCUGCCUACCUCCCGCACGCCUAG